AAUUGCUGGGAAAAUACAGCGACAAAUGAUGCACCGAGGAAAAGGUCACAACUCUGCAAGGGAUUGGAAUACAGCUGCAACUUUAGCCUCGAACGAUCAUAAACCACAAUGCAAGAGUUCUUCAGCGUGCUGCUGCCGGAUGUGAAAAAGGAGCUGCGUCGUGCAAUAAUUGAGUGCUCAAAACGAGGUCUGCUGCACAGCACCAAAUGGCUGGCGGAGAUGCAUCAUGGCCUGAGCGAUGUUAACAUCGACAACGCGGCGCCAGACGAUGAUCAUUCGUUUAGCGAGUGCCAGCUGGAGGGCAUUGCGCCCGCCGAGUACAGCGAUUACUUUCUGGCCAAAAGCUAUUACGAUGUGCGUGAAUAUGAUAGGGCCGCGCACGCGGUAAGGAACUGCGAGUCGAGCGUGCCACGUUUUCUGCAUCUCUACUCCACGUACAUGGCGCGCGAGAAGCGACGCCUUGACUCCACCACAGAUCAGGCGAAUCUCAAUGAGCCAAAUCAAAUGCGUGACUUGGCCGAUCUGCUGGCCACGCUGCGCGCAGAGCAUGGACGCAGUCGCUUAGAUGGCUAUGGCAUCUAUUUGUAUGGCGUGGUGCUUAAGGCAUUGAAUCUAAAUAAAGCAGCCGAGCAAAUGCUUCUGAGUGCGGUGCGUCUGGUGCCCAUGCUGUGGAGCGCCUACCUGGAGCUAUCGCCGCUUAUUAUGGAGAAAAAGAAGCUGCUGAGCCUGCAGUUGGGCGGCCAUUGGAUGCGUCAUUUCUUCAUGGCACACACAUAUCUGGAGCUGUAUUUAAAUGAUGAUGGACUUAAGAUCUACGAGGAUCUACAGGCGGCGGGCUUCAGCAAGAGCAUCUAUCUAACUGCCCAAAUGGCGCUGGUCUAUCAUAAUAAGCGAGAUGUGGACAAGGCCAUCGAGUUGUUUCAGGCCUUGCUCGAGAGCGAUCCCUAUCGCCUGGACAAUGUGGAUACCUACUCCAAUUUGCUGUUCGUCAAGGAGAUGAAAACAGAAAUGGCCCAACUGGCGCACAAGGCUGUUAGCAUUAACAAAUAUCGACCCGAGACCUGCUGUGUUAUAGGCAACUACUAUAGCAUACGCUGUGAUCAUCAGGUGGCCAUUUCAUAUUUUCAGCGCGCUUUAAAACUUAAUCCCAAGUAUUUGGCCGCCUGGACCCUGAUGGGCCAUGAAUUUAUGGAGCUGAAAAACACAAAUGCUGCGAUUCAAAGCUACCGCAAAGCGGUGGAGGUCAAUAAACGUGACUAUCGUGCCUGGUAUGGCCUGGGCCAGGCCUAUGAGAUUAUUAAAAUGCAUUAUUAUAGUUUAUAUUAUUUUAAAAUUGCCCACCAAUUGCGUCCGUAUGAUUCGCGCAUGUUGGUCGCACUGGGCGAGACCUACGAGAAGCUGGACAAAUGCGAGAAUUCGGUCAAGUGCUAUUGGAAGGCCUGCGAUGUGGGUGACAUUGAGGGCAUAGCCAUGUACAAGCUGGCGAGCCUGCACGAGAAGCUGGGCGACAAUGAGACGGCCGUUCAUUGUUAUAUUAUGUACUGCGAGGACGAACGCGCGGCCACCGAUAAGCAGAGCCUCUACCAGGGCUUUAUGACGCUGGCCAACUACUAUGAGAAGAAGUGUGACUAUGAACGUGCCGCUUACUAUGCUUACAAGUGCCUGGACUCGGAUGAUCGCAAAACGGAGGCCAAGGCGCUGCUAAAGACCAUUGACUCACGGCGCAGUGCCGAGUGCCAAAAGAAGAAGUCCACAACGGUGGUGGCCACGGCGGAGACCAGUUCCGAGGAUGAAAUGGAAUGGGAGCAGCUGGAUGUGCGUGUGCGCGUACCAUUCACCUCAAUAGCUGACAAAUCAACCUCAACAUCAACGGCUGCCGCCAACGCCGCAGGCCCCUCAACAUCAGCCAGCAGCACACGACGACUGCGUUCGGUGCCAGAGCGUGUACGCCGCCCCCAGCCUAGUCAACGUAGUCUGAUUGGACCUACGGCAAACAGCACGGCAACCGCAACAACAACAACGACGACAACAACAAUACCAACGAUUAGCGAGGAGACGCCGGGAAGCAGUACAGCGGCAACCGAAACGCUGGAGGAUAUAACGCCGGGCACAGCGACAUCCGAACAGCAGGGAACAACACACGAUGGCAGCUCCAUGGAAAUAUCGAGCGUGUCCAUUGAUUAAAUGUACACAUGACACAUUUAUGUUUCUUGUGAAUUAUAUUGAAAAUUACUUAAUUAAUGCGUUGAGCAAUGAUGAUGUGCUUUAAAUCAAGGCUAUGAACC
Messenger RNA from Drosophila novamexicana, 2285 nucleotides. Its product is annotated as cell division cycle protein 23 homolog. Gene Ontology annotation, cellular component: anaphase-promoting complex. Gene Ontology annotation, molecular function: protein binding. Lineage: Eukaryota; Metazoa; Arthropoda; Insecta; Diptera; Drosophilidae. The transcript is spliced from 5 exons. The record is from RefSeq and is a predicted model, not a curated record. Gene Ontology annotation, biological process: cell division. The coding region runs from base 109 to 2184 and encodes 691 amino acids.